AUGGCCCGCUACCCAAUCUUCGCCGACUACGGAUCUGAGGGCCCGACUGUCGAUCACAUGCACGAGCGCCUGCACCAGCACAACAGCUUCCUGGAUGUGCUCGCACGCCGCAAGCCCAACCCUAUAGCGCACCCCAACCAGCCCGAUGUCGACUUUAGCGACGUUACGAGUGCCUACCUUAUUGACCUCGAGGUCCCUGGCUUGAAGGACCCAAACGAGCUCGCCAUCCAAUGGCUAAGCUGGCGUCACCUCAUCAUCACUGGCACGACUACGCGUCCCUUACAUUUCAAGGGCGUCUACGGCAGUGAUCCUGCUGCUCCGCUCAGCACGUACCAUGGCGCAAACGGUACCACCAUCAACCGUAAGGGUGCGCAAAACGGUGACGGAGACGGCCAGUCCCUGUACGCCGCCGUCGGCAAGGACAGCAAGUUGAUGCGAGAGGAAGCAGAAGACGGUAGCGACCUGCCGCCUUGGCUCAUCAUUGCCGAGCGCCGCAUCGGCGCCUUUCGCCGCGAAUUCCGCUUCCCAGUCGAUGUGGAUAUGGAGAAGCUCGAUGCCCGACUCGACGCCGGCUUGCUGCACGUCGUGGUGCCGAAAAAGGAGCACUGUUAUCCCAAGAGCAGCGGCAAAGUGAAGAUUGUGGCAGGAGAAUGA
Messenger RNA from Recurvomyces mirabilis, 654 nucleotides. RefSeq lists its product as uncharacterized. Gene Ontology annotation, biological process: response to hydrogen peroxide; protein complex oligomerization; response to salt stress. The transcript has a single exon. NCBI's taxonomy places the organism in Eukaryota, Fungi, Ascomycota, Dothideomycetes, Mycosphaerellales, Teratosphaeriaceae. Bases 1 to 654 code for a protein of 217 amino acids. The record is from RefSeq and is a predicted model, not a curated record.